UGUAGUGCUUUCAAUUCAUUGUCAAAGUUGCUGGGAUAUUUUACGAAAAUAUCCUAUUCUGAAGGGAAGAGAUGGAGUAUACAAAUUAACAAUAGCCUCUGAAGUAAAAUCUGUUUACUGUGACAUGAGUACUGAUGGAGGAGGGUGGACGGCUAUACAGAAAAGACAGGACGGGUCUACAGAUUUUUACAGGACGUGGUCAGAGUAUAAACAGGGAUUUGGAGAUCCCUCUAAAAACUACUGGAUAGGAAAUGACCCAAUCCAUGAGCUGACAAAGAACAAGGACCAGGAACUCCGGGUUGAACUCCAAAGUUUUGAUGGUGCUGAAGCAUACGCUCAGUAUUCCACAUUUUAUGUCGGGGACGAAGACAGUAAAUUCAAACUCACUGUGUCGGGGUAUUCAGGAACCGCAGGUGACAGUUUGACUUAUAACAAUGGAUAUGAAUUUACAACAAAGGACCAGGAUAAUGACAUCUGGAGUAGAAACUGUGCUACAGAGUGGCACGGAGCCUGGUGGUACAGCAGCUGUGCCUUCGCUAACCUUAACGGACAGUACGCACAGUCUGCUGUGUCAGCUUGGAAAUACCCGGUAUGGUAUCAAUGGAAAGAAAAGGAAGCAUUAAAACAGACUGUGUUGAUGAUCAGACACAAGAACUGUAGAGCGUCCAACGUCCUACGAGACAUUCUGAAUCAGGAAAGUCUGGUCCGCUUCUCUAUGGUGCAAAAAAUACAAAAUUUAGUGAUGGAUGCCAUAGAUAAUAAAAACAAUAGACAAGUAAUGAAGGCGAAGCUUAGUGAGGUGACAAAGGAAUUACAGGACUUGGAGACUAGAAAUCAAGUAAUUGAAGAAGAAAACAGCAAACUUAAAGAGGAAUUGAAGGUCGUUUACGGCACGAUGAAUGCUUAUAGAAACUAUACGAUGGAAGAAAUUCAAAACCUUAAUCAGACGGAAAUACUUUUUCUCAAAAGCAAAACGGUAGCUCUCCAUGAUGAAAAUCUCAAACUAGCCUUGAAAAAUUCGGCUUUUGAAAAACAACUUGAUUUGUUAAAUAAGACAAUAAAACAAACGGAAAGAGGUGUUCGAAAAGACAUGGAGACAUUGAAGUCAUCGGACAUAGGAACAUUGGAUAGAAUUAACACUCUGAAUAAAUCCCAUGUAAUAGAAGUAAAAAAGAACUUUCAAAAAAUAAAAGAACUUGAUGAUGGCUUUCGAAAUAAAAGUCUGGUUCUGGAAAACACUGAUCGAGGACUUAGUCAAGGAAUGGAGGUUCUCCAAGAUCAAAUGAAUGAAAUGAACCCGACAUUACAGAUCAGUGGCGUAGAAGUUCUUGCCAGACAGAUUAAAAAGAUGGAGGACAAGUUCAAGAGUUUUGCAGCGUCUGUAAAUGAAACGUUCAACAAUGUUCAGGAGGAUCUGAAUGAAUCGAACUGGUCUUUAUCAAAAGUGCUUUCAAUUAAUAGUCAUAGUUGCUUGGACAUAUUACGGAAAUACCCGUUUUUAAAGGGAGGAGAUGGAGUACACAUAAUAACAGUAAACUCUAAGGUCAAAUCUGUAUACUGUGACAUGAGUACAGAUGGAGGAGGGUGGACGGCUAUACAAAGAAGACAAGAUGGAUCUACAGAUUUUUACAGGACGUGGUCAGAAUAUAAACAAGGAUUUGGGGAUGCCUAUAAAAACUACUGGAUUGGAAAUGAUGCAAUCAAUGAGUUAACAAGGAACAGGGAUCAGGAACUCCGGGUUGAGCUACAAAGUUUUGGUGGUGCUGAAGCAUAUGCUCAUUACUCCACAUUUUAUGUCGGGGACGAAGGCAGUAAAUACAAACUCACUGUAUCGGGGUAUUCAGGAACCGCAGCUGAUAGUUUGACUUAUCACAGUGGUAGGAGGUUUAGCACAAAGGAUCAAGAUAAUGACGAUCAUAGUAGUCACUGUGCCGUAUCAGAUCACGGAGGCUGGUGGUACAAAAGCUGUCACUACUCAAACCUGAACGGACAAUAUACAGAGUCAGUGAAGUAUGGAUCGAAAUACCCUGUUUGGUAUGACUGGAGAGGUUCUGAAGCAUUAAAGAAGACGUUGAUGAUGAUCAGAAAAAAAAAUAGAAAUAAA
Saccostrea cuccullata (small rock oyster) is the source of this 2104-nucleotide messenger RNA. RefSeq names its product fibroleukin-like. The transcript is spliced from 9 exons. The annotation marks the transcript as partial. The record is from RefSeq and is a predicted model, not a curated record. NCBI's taxonomy places the organism in Eukaryota, Metazoa, Mollusca, Bivalvia, Ostreida, Ostreidae.